Messenger RNA from Clupea harengus (Atlantic herring), 7173 nucleotides. Its product is annotated as syntaxin-binding protein 4. The record is from RefSeq and is a predicted model, not a curated record. Lineage: Eukaryota; Metazoa; Chordata; Actinopteri; Clupeiformes; Clupeidae. Gene Ontology annotation, molecular function: protein binding.
GAAUCACAAAGUAACCAGGGAUGCAGUAGUGUGCCAGUGAGUUGCCCAGAGUUAUGACAGCAUUGUGGAAUAGGCAAUACUUUUGAUGAAAAAUAGAUUAUGGUUGUGAAAUAUAUCAUGACAUUUGUGUUAACUGAAGGCACAAUAUGCCUUCUGUAAAGCAUAGCAUUCACAUACUGUUUGUGCUGGAGGCUUCAUGAAAUUAACUGAGAUGCGCUGGAAAAAUAACAGAUCAUUUUGACAAAUUAUAACUUGUUUACAUUCAACAAAGAGACUAAGACUGGUAUAAUUUAACCAGAGCAAUACAAAAGCAAAAUUAAGACACAAAACUCAAGACUUGUCCAAUUACUCUCGUCGUAGGAAACACAUUAAAGGUACAACCCUUUAUAUACAAUGUGCAUUUUGCCAGCUAGCCAGCUACGUAAUUCCAGCUGAGUUCACUUUGCAUGUUUUCAAAUAUGUCUGUUGCCUGUCAUCUAAACAUGAUAGCAAGAUAAAUAAAUAAAUAAUAAAUAAAUGGCAACAAAUUUAGUUUUUAAUGUAAAUGUAUAAUUCUGUACAUGUGUCAAAAUUACAUAAUCUACAUUAUGUUUGUAUUAUGGCUACAUCAUGUUUUUUGGCCCCUUUGGUAACUUGGGUAGUAAAGGUUGCAUUGGCUUGAAUCAGGGCUGCCAAGGAAAAUGUACCUGGCUAAAUGAAUCUGGGUAAACUGGCUCAUGUCCUCACAGCACUCUUUUGGCAAUCUUUUCCAUGCUAGGAUUUAGCAUCAGGCACUUCACAACAACUGUGAGAAAGUUGGCAACUCUGAGAAAAAGGAGGUAGAUCAUAGUGCACUGUUUAUGAAAUAUUUUAGUGUGCAAUUCAACCCAGCCAAUCAGUGCAGCUGGAAUUGAGGGUGUGCAUACCCUACAAAUGUGAACGAGUCUUUUAUAAAUCUGAGUAUCUUUAAGUUUUAGGAAAUAUUGACUGACGAUGUUUAUAUACUGAUAAUGUAUCACAGGAGGAAGUAUCAAAAUGCCACUUACACCUCUACAACCAUGACUAGAGGUGGAUUAAAGAUAGAGGAGGAGAGAGAGAAAGAGAGAGAGAGAGAUUAAUAGGAUGUUUGAAAGGGCAGCAAAAGAAAAAGAGACAAAGAUAAAAACGUACAGAUAGAGGCGGAUAAUAGAGAGAAAGGUGUGAUAAUAAAACCCAAGAAUAAACCUACCCACAUAACCCAUCUCAACUCAACUGUGUGAUCAGUCAGACACAUUUGAAGUAUGCCCUCACAGCAGAAACAGUUAAACAUAAAGGCUAUGCUUUUCCCUUAUGAUGGUUACCUUGCCAAUACCCAUCCUAAUCAUUAGGACAAGCAUAGAACUGCUUGUGCUGCUUCAUAUGAAAGUAUUCACACCCCCUUUUUUUCACAUUUAGUGAUGUUACAGCUUUUUGCCCUCAUCAGUCUUCACUCAAUUCCCAUAAUGACAAGGUGAAAACAGAAUUUUAGCAUUUCUGCAAAUGUAUUAAAAAGGAAAAACUGAAAAAUCACAUCGUCAUAAGUAUUUACCCCCUUUGCUAUGACUAUUGAAAUGUAGCUCAAGUGCCUCCCAUUUCUCUUGAUCAUCUUUGAGAAACCUUUCUUGAAGUCCACCUGUGGUAAAUCUACACACACCUGUGUUGCCAGGCACACACCUGUCUAUAUAAGGUCUCACACCUGUGUAGCCAGGCACACAUAGGUCUAUAUAAGGUCUUACAGUUGACAAUGCAUAUCAGAUUAAAAGCCAAGCCAUGAGGUCAAAGGAACUACCUGCAGGGCUCAGAGACAGGAUUGUGUCUAGGCACAGAUCUGGGGAAAGCUACAAUAGAAUAUCUGCGGCAUUGAAGGUUCCCAAGAGCACAGUGACCUCCAUAAUUCUUAAAUGGAACAACAAGUUUGGAACAACCAGGACUCUUCCUAGAGGUGGCCAUCCAUCCCGAACUGAGCAGUCGGUGGGGAAGGCCCUCCGUAAGAGAGGUGACCAAGAACCUGAAGGUCACUCUGGCUGAGCUCCAGAGAUCCUGUGUGGAGAUUGGGGGGAAACUUCCAGAAGGACAACCAUCACUGCAACACUCCACUGAUCUGGGAUUUAUGGCAGUGUCUUCUCAGUGAAGGACACAGGAAAACCCGGUUGGAGUUUGAAAAAAAGCACCUAAAGGACUGACAAUGAGGAAACAAGAUUCUCUGGUCUGAUGAAACCAAGAUUGAACUGUUUGGCUUAAAUUCUAAGCAUCAUAUCCGGAGGAAACCAGGUACUGCUCAUUGCCUGCCUAAUACCUAACCCACGGUGACGCACGGUGCUGGCAGCAUCACGCUGUCGGUGCUUUGCAGCGACAGGGACUGGGGCACUGGUCAGGGUUCAGGGAAAAACUGACUGGAGCAGAUUUCAGAGGGCAAAGUCCAGAGCACUCAGGACCUCAGACUGGACUGUAGGUUCAUCUUCCAACAAGAAAAUGACCCUAAGCACACAGCCAAGACAACUCUGUGAAUGUCCUUGUGGGACCCUUGAGUGGCGCAGCCAGAGCCCUGACUUUGAACCCAAUCGAACAUCUCUGAAGAGGCCUGAAAAUGGCUGUCCACUGACGGUUCCCAUCCAACCUGACAGGGCUUGAGAGGAUCUGCAGAGAAGAAUGACAGAAAAUCCCCAAGUCCAGGUGUGCAAAGCUUUCACGUUAUACCCAAGAGGCUCGAGGCUGUAAUCGCUGCUAAAGGUGCUUCAACAAAGUACUGAAUAAAGGGUCUGAACGCUUGUGGCGCUGUGAUGUCAGUUUUUUCUUUCUAAUUAGAAAGGUAAAGGGGGCUGAAUGCACUGUAUAUUUUAUCUGUAUGCUUCUGAGGAAUUCCAUCUAUGGUGGUGUUGCAGGGAUGCUCUUUCAGUUUCAGGAUGUAUAGGUCUUUUAUGGUGUGCCUUUAAGAUUAGAAUAUGUUCAUGUGUUUUUUAAUAAUGAGGGUAUCAUUAUAAUCAGUAUCCUACUUCAGACAAUGUUAGACAUUUGUUUUGGUUAUUUUAUUUGUAUUUACAAUUCUUGAGUCAUUGAAGUUUUCCAAUAUGUUGGAUCACACAAUGGGAUUUCUGGCUUAUUUUUCUUUGAUACAAAAGGGUGUAGCUUUUGAAGAACAUUAACCAAAAAAAAAAAACUUAAAAUCUACUGUAUUGUACACAGACUGUCUAUAUUGUUUUCUAAAGAUGUAUUCAAGACUAUGUUUUGGAUUGCAGUUCCAGUCUCUUGCCAGUGGCUGCCCGUGUCUCCACUGCCCUAGCCUCCUAGCGCCCCUUAUCCCUUCUACAGCCCUGCCCACGGUGAAGACGCCCAGGGGACACGAGCUGGGGCAGCAGAACAUGCUCACAUGGAGCACAGAGACUUAGUCAUAAGUCAUGCGUCCACUUAAAUGAGAAUGACGCCUUGGCUGUUGACAGCGUGCUUAAGCAGAAGUGUCAGUCCAGCUGUAUGUGGGACACUGGGAAGAGGAACAGUCCCAGCUUUGGCAACAAAUGACAGUAAUCUUUCAUAACAGGUGUCGUCGCAGUGUAACACCGCUCACCGCAAGGCAAAGCGCUGUUCUGUACUGAUAGUAAAGUGGCAGGCCUGCUUGCUUUUAUGCUCCCAGACAUAGUAAACACGCUAGAAAAACACCUGUGCUGGUGUCUGCUGUGGUAAAGUUUGAGGAAAAGUUACACUCGGAUUCGAGGGACAUGCAGAAAACCAUAUAGAUAUAAAUAAAGCUCUGGUCAUAUUGUAAUCCGGGUAUUAUAUAACAUCUAACUUUGAUGGAGGGAUGUAAAGCUGUCUGUUGCGAUGUAGCUUAAUGCUGCAGAUAAUCAUUCUCAUUGUUAGUGGGCUAAAGUUAGUAACAGCAAAUGGCCUUUAGGAUUACAAAUGUUUUAAAAUAUAUUACAUGGCCUAAAGUAUGGGUUUCUGUGUUUGGGACGUAUUGUAGUUGUCAUAUCAAUGUUGAAACUACCUGCUCAGUUUCAUUUCUAUUCAAGAAACACCUAGUGAAAUAAAAUGUAAGUAAUGUUCGUUUCUUUUUUAUUAUUCUCUGCAAUCUCACAGAACAUAUAAAAGAUAAUGAUUUGAAUUGAUAUAAUAUAUUUGUAUGCGUUUUGUAUGUUUUUUAAAUAACAGGAAUUGCAGCAUAGUAACAUUACUUUGAAAUGCAUUGUAUGUUUCCUUUACUUUUGAUAUAGUCUCUCAUACAUUUAUUGAGCUUUAUUCUGUUUGCUUUGGUUUGAUUAUAAGUAUUUUGUGUAAAGAUUAACAUAAGAUUGGCACUACUAUCAUAUAACGUUUUUAAUUUUUUUUCAAAUGCAAAUAUCUAUUUUCAUUAACAAUUCAUAACGGUUUUGGUGUGGUUUGUAUUUGAAUUCAGGCACUUAGAGCACGUAAUAUCAACGGGGAGCUUACGAAGAAUUUGGCGCGUUGUUUUGGAACCGCUAUCUUCAGUGGGUGGAAAGCAGGCGCUUGUAAGGCUUCCAAAAAGACAGCAAUUUAAUUUCCCCGAAAUUAAUGAGAAGAGUUUAGUUUAAAAGACAUUUAAGGAAACAUUUUGUCCCCCAGUUGUGGCCAUAUUGCAUAAGAUUUAAUCUGACUGCAAAGUUAGUGAUGUUUGGGAUGAUCUGUUAACUGUGCGUGGAAUUAGAGAACUGUAAUAGAGGAUCAUGUGGCUCGCGGUGGAGAGGACGUCUGCGCGGUGGUGAGGCACCGGAGAAUGCUCUUAUAUGCCGUCGAUAAGAAAAAACCUCAAAAUGCCCACAUUCUCGGUGAUGUACAAAGGAGCUGUCAUGAUCAGACACUCAUGGGUCCGUACGGCGCCGACCGGGCUGUUCAUUCCAUGGAAUUCACAGACUGUGAGAAUGGAUUAGGGAUCAAAGUCAUUGGAGGAGUAAAGGAAAUGACUGGGGAGGAGUUUGGAGUCUACGUCAAAAGGAUUUUACCAGGUGGCCUUGCUUCAAUUGAUGGGAACUUACAAGCAGGAGACCAGAUCCUGGAGGUGAACGGAGAGACUUUGAUAGGAGUCACCAGUGAAAGGGCGGUAGACGUUCUCAGAUCAGCGUCUUCAACCAAUCACAUGCGCCUUCUAAUCGCAAGGGAUGACGAUGCCAGGAGAGAAUUCACAGAGCUUCUGGAGAAGUACGGCUCCAACAGCAGCACGGGGUCGACGCGGAACUCGCCCAAUCAGCAUGUAGGCAGAUACCUGGACAGCUCAUCAUCUGGCUCGUCGUCGAGAUCACAGAGUCCUCUCCUGCUCAGCCCUGCAGGAUCUCAGAGCAACUACAACACCACAGGACCUCUACUGCGCUCGCUCAGCCACCCAGGGGAGGGUGUGAUUCAGCUGGUCUCAUUGGCUCGGACCUCCUGCAGCCUGGGCAUCACUCUCGGUGGCGGCUCCAACAGACCUGAUGGCCCAGCAGUUUUCAUCCAGGAAGUACUGUCUGGAGGAGACUGCCACCGGGAUGGCCGCUUGAGACCAGGAGACCAACUUAUCGCCGUUAACAAGGAGUCCUUGAUAGGGCUGACCCAUGAAGAAGCCAAAAUCAUGCUCAAUAAAGUCAAAUUCAGCCAAGAAAGUGUGGUGGAGAUUGCCUUCAUCCCGGGGAAAGGCCUCUUCCCCAGCACUGCUUCCCUGCAUAACGGCGUCCAGAGAGGGGUGGGCAAUGGCUACAGCUCCUCCCGGUUAAAAGUGCAUGUCCGGUCUCCAGAGAUCUUCCCAGAAGAACCUGUCCAAGUGCCUUCAUCCUCCCCCGAAAUAUGCCAACCAGAUGUUCAUGUCGUAGGCACAGGCUCUGUUGCUGCCUGUGAACUCAGUCAAAGAGACCAGUCAUCCAUCGAGGCAGAGAGUCGGAGAGGAUCCUCAGCGUCUUCGAGACCCGCCACCGUAGCCAAACCCAAGAUCACCCUGGAUCCCCACAUACGCCUCAAGUCAGAGAAGCUCGACUUGGCGCUGUCUUACCUGGGCCUGGACGUCAGCGAGGAGAAGAGACAGUUGCUGAGACAGAGCCUCGCCACCGACCCCCAGGGGACCGUGUCAUAUGGAGACUUUGUGGAGGCCACACGCAUGGCGUUCCCAGAGAAGCUGGAGGAAGCAGGCCUGUCGCAGGGUCCCUUCAUGUUCUCCUACCAGGAAGCAGCGAGUCUGAUGGACACCUCGGCCUUUCAUUCUCCAGUGAGUUCGACGUAUGAGACGGAGUGCCGCUACAGCACUGAGGAGCUGGAACACUUUCAGAAGGAGGUGAAGCAGCUCCAGCAGCACAUGCAGCAGCUCCAGAUGCUCCUGAAGGACACGGAACACAGCAAGAAAGCCCUGGAAGAUGAGCUCCAGAAGACCACCGAGAAGGCCACAGCAACGGUGGAGGAGAAUAAGAGUCUGAAGACGAAGCUGCAGGUGGCGGAGUCGGAGGCAGAAGCAGAGGCAGGGCCGAGGCAGUCCAACAGCGCUGAGCAGGACUACGAGGAGGUGAUCCAGCUGCUGGAGGCCGAGAUCAGAGACCUAAAGAACCAGCUGGCUGGCCAGAAGCAGAGGGGCCUGGAGGCCACUAAGGAGGACGUGAUGGAUCUCAACAGGAAGCUCUCAUCCAUUGACAACCAGCUGAGGAGGUCAGAGCUGACGCGCAAACACCUGGAGGUCUCCAACAAGAAGCUGCUGGUGUUCGCUCAGAAUGUACAUAAAGUCCUCUCCACCACAACGUUAUUUGGGAUGGAGAACGGGAGCUGUCGGUCAUCCCCGGCUGCCGAUAGUCCAGACACCCCAUCGCCCAUCCCUGACUCUGCCUGUCAGCUGGCAGCCGAAGCCAAGGAGCUGGUGGAUGGCGUGUGUUCUCUGUGUGUGGAGACCCCAGUGGUGGAGGUGCGGUGCGAUGCUGAGGAGGCUGGGAAGGAGAGCUGCACAGACCAAUCAACUCUGUGGCCACCACCUCCAGACAAGGAGUGUCUCUAGAUGAAUGGAUACAAAGGAAAUCACUUCCUGAAGUUAAGUUGGCUCAGAGGAUAUGGCACUAACUGACCUGAGACAAACAUGUAGAGGCAGAGACUGAAGCUUUGAAAUCCUGUUGAGAAGUUAACUAUAAAUGUUAGUUGAAAGCUUUAUUUUUUCUGGAUUGCUUUACUGAUUGAAGGCUAUAUAGAGGAUUUUUUUUCUAAUACCACUGUAUCUUGUAA